GGUCGGGGUCGGGGGCGGGGCCGGGCCUUGGGCCCACCCCUGCCCUUCCUCGCAGCCUUCCCACUCGUGCUGUACGUCCACGGCGGAUACUGGCAGUUUCUAAGCAAGGAGGAGUCCGGCUUUGCCGCGCCCCCGCUGCUGUCCCGGGGCAUCGCGCUGGUGGCCGUGGGGUACGACGUGGCUCCACGAGGCAACAUGGAUGUGAUGGUGGCCCAGGUGCGGCGCAGCGUGGCCUGCAUCGUGCGCCAGUACCCCACGACCAGCGGAGUUUACCUGUGCGGACACUCGGCGGGGGCCCACCUGGCAGCCAUGGUGCUCGCCACGGACUGGCAGGAGUACAGAGUGGCACCCGACAUCAAAGGAGCCUUUCUGGUGAGCGGCAUCUAUGACCUGGAGCCCAUCGUGAGCACCUACGUGAACGACGCACUGCGCAUGACCCCAGAGGUUGCCCAGAGGAACAGUCCCCUGCUGCACGUGGCCGCAGCGACGCCUGCAACAGAGGCCUGCGAGGUGCUGGUUGCUGUGGCCCAGCAUGACUCCCCUGAGUUCCACCGGCAGUCCCGCCAGUACUUCCAGGCCUUGCGCUCGGCAGGCUGGAAGGUGUCUCUGCUGGACGUGGCCCACACAGAUCACUUCGAUGUGGUUGAGAAGCUGUCCCAGGAGGGCUACAUCCUGACCCAGGUGAUUCUGAGCGCGAUUGCCAGAGCCUGAUGGGAGCCUGCAGCUCCGGCCAUGCAACCGGCUCUCCAUGCCCUGCCUGGCUCCCCCCGCGCCGUCGGGGGGCAGGGUCCCUGCUGCUCGGAGCAGGCCCCUGCCUCCUGUCCCCCCCGCACUUUCCACCUCUGCCCCGGGGCUGCCUGGAGCAGGAGCGCCGGCUCGGUGGACCCCAGCCCCUUGCCCCGGAGCCUCCUGGUCCUGGGUGUUGCUGCGCUUGCGGGGACGCUGCCCUGUUGCCGCCGGAGCCUGGACGGACAGGACAGUCCGGCGGCUGUCGGGGCUGCCUCGUCCCGGCGGGCUUGUUCCAUCACAGUUUCCUUUAAACUUCUCUUAUUGCGAGCAUUAAAUAAAAUCUGGGCAGGAGGAACAGCUGCUGCUCUCCCGUAAAUCUCCUUCCCAAGGAACAGCCGCCUCAUCCAUCCAGGAGGGCGGACAGGGCAGACUGCUGCAUCCAUCACCUGCCUCCCGCUGCCUCCCUCCCCUCCAGGCCUGUCCGUGGAGCGAGGAGAGAUCUCCCGGGCUGGCGGCAGGAGCUGCGCACAUGUCACCUGUCGCAGAUCCCCAGCCCCCGCGGCGCGCAGGGCAGAGCCGCCCCUCGCUGGCUGCCGCUUGCAGCUCAGCUCUGCCCCUCGGGGCGCGCGGGGUCUGGCCAGGGCGAGGGGAGCAGUCAGUGCCCCUGGGGAAGGGCUUCCUGCAGCCGGGCCAGCCCGG
Alligator sinensis (Chinese alligator) is the source of this 1428-nucleotide messenger RNA. It is a transcript of the gene AFMID, whose product is annotated as arylformamidase. The annotation marks the transcript as partial. NCBI's taxonomy places the organism in Eukaryota, Metazoa, Chordata, Crocodylia, Alligatoridae. Gene Ontology annotation, molecular function: hydrolase activity. The record is from RefSeq and is a predicted model, not a curated record. The transcript has 8 exons.